Molecule: messenger RNA, 423 nt
Organism: Callithrix jacchus (white-tufted-ear marmoset)
Lineage: Eukaryota; Metazoa; Chordata; Mammalia; Primates; Cebidae
Source: RefSeq, a predicted model, not a curated record
AUGGGGAGCAAAUGUAAAUACCGACAAAGCUGCAAUUACCUCCGGCUGUUUGGCCCAGUUCCUAACAGGCUACAGACAAUGUCAGUACAAAAGAGAGAAUUAAAUACGGGUGAUGUUGAGACAGCUAAGAAUAUUUGUGUUCACCAGUGUUCCCAGUGCCACACCAGGGAAAAGGGAGGCAAGCACAAGGCUGAGCCUAAUCUCCAUGGUCUCUUUGGGUGGAAGACAGGCCAGGGCAUUGGAGUCUGCUUCACAGACACCAAUAAGAACAAAGGCCUCACCUGGGAAGAGGAUACACUAACAGAGUAUUUGGAGAAUCCAAAGAAUUGCAUUUCUGGAACAAAAAUGAUCUUCAGCAGCAUUAAGAAGAAGGGAGAAAGGGCAGACUCAAUAGCUUAUCUCAAAAAAGCUGUUCAUGAGUAA